This is a messenger RNA of Pieris macdunnoughi, 2913 nucleotides long. Lineage: Eukaryota; Metazoa; Arthropoda; Insecta; Lepidoptera; Pieridae. The record is from the annotation of a GenBank genome assembly.
AUGGCAAACACUAUUGCUGUUUGUCUUUCAAUAUCUCUAUUUUUAGUUGGUUUGUCUACAGCUAGACAAAUUCCCAAAGAAUGUUCCAAAGGACCAGAAUAUUGGUGUACAGAUUUAAAGACAGCCUCAGACUGCGGUGCAGUGGGUCACUGCAUAAGCACAGUUUGGGAGCAACAGCAAGCAUCUUACGAAUUAAACGAAGCAUCCGACAAAAUUGUACGUCUCUUCCGGCAAUUGAAGGAUGUUAAGGACCUCAUUAAUGAGGAUUACCUAGCCGCAAGAAUAAACACAGCGUGCCGUGAUAUAUCUAACGCAGCUGUUACACGUUUAUGCAAGAGCAAUACCGACGGGCUCGAGGGCUACAUAAGCCAUGUUUUGAAGUCCGACACCACUCCGGAUAUGAUGUGUGUGGUUAUUGGUAUGUGCGGGAAUGCGAAAGUGGACAAUUUUCUUCAUACGAAAAAAGCGCCCGCAGAACCAAAAGGACACAAGCCUCUGUUAGUUGGUAGCGAAAAGUGUACUUGGGGUCCAUCUUACUGGUGCAGCAAUUUUAGUACUGGCCGGGAAUGCAAAGCCACACACCACUGCGUGCAACGUGUAUGGUCCAGAAUGACGUUCCCUCAGGAUGACGAUGGCAUCUGUAAGAUUUGCAAGGACAUGGUGAAGCAGGCGCGUGAUCAACUGCAAAGCAAUGAAACACAGGAGGAGCUUAAAGAAGUCUUCGAAGGUGAAUGUAAAUUGAUUCCAAUCAAGAUCGUGACAAAGGAAUGUAUCAAACUGGCGGAUGACUUCGUUCCAGAAUUGGUUGAGACUCUCUCUUCACAAAUGAAUCCUGAUCAGGUCUGUUCUGUGGCUGGAUUGUGUAACAACGCCAGGAUCGACCGGCUCCUUGAAGAUUACAAUGCUACAUUGAAGCUCCACGAAGGUUGUACCAACUGCCACAGGACUGUAGGCGUGCUAAGAAAACGGUUCGACUCUACUAGCUAUGAAGAUUUCCUUGUGAAGCUCUUACAGGUCUGCCAACAAGUCGGUUCUCUAUCGGACUCCUGCUCGAUGCUAGUAUUCCAAUACUACGAGAACAUUCUAGAAGCAAUCAAGAAGGACUUCACGCCGCACGGAGUGUGUCACGUUAGCGGCCAGUGCACACACAGAUACCACUCACACGAUCUAUACACGUUCAAAAAUGAUGAUCUGUCUGACGUCAAAGCGACCGAUGAUGUGCCGUGUGAAUUCUGCGAACAAGUGAUCAAACAUUUGCGGAACACACUUGUCGCUAAUACCACAGAAGUCGAGUUCCACAGAGUACUAACUGGUCUCUGCAAAAGCACCGGCAAAUUCAAGUCCGAAUGCCUUCAACUGGUCGAGCAGUAUCACUCGACCAUUUACUACUUCCUCGUGUCUGAACUCAAGGAAGACAAGAUCUGCAGCUUCAUCGGCAUCUGUGGGAAGCCCAGUGAAGGACCAGUGGCUCCUUUACUUCCGAAGGAAAUGGCCAUCAAAGCUAUCACCAUGUCACCCAAGUUGAUCGGUCAAGAUGAAGCCGAAAGUUACAAAUCAAAUCCGGCCCAUGUCCCAGUUCAAAACAAGCAAGUUAACGUAAAAAUAGUGGGAAGUGAGGCUGUACUACCAAUUGAGCGUAUGUUUGUGACUUAUCCCAAAAACGACGCCGUCUGCUCAUUCUGCCAGUACUUCCUGCAUUAUCUGCAAGUGGAAUUAAGUGAUGACAACACUGAGGAAACAAUAAAGAAGGCAGUGGAAGAAGCGUGCGACGUAUUGCCACAAUCUAUUAACUCUGAAUGUCGCCAGUUUGUGACCGAGUACGGACCAGCCGUUAUAGCUCUGCUUGUCCAAGAAAUCGAUCCCGCGAGCAUUUGCCCGGCCAUGAACUUAUGUACGUCGACAACAGAGGUGCGCCGUGUCGCCAUAAACUCUGAUAAAUCGAAUUGCCCGCUCUGCUUAUUUGCGGUAGAACAACUUGAGAUUAUGCUCAAAGAUAAUCGUACUGAGCAAAGCAUAGAAAAGGCUCUAGACGGCCUCUGCAACCAUCUCUCAGCUAAACUUCGCACCGAAUGUGUUGAUUUCGUCGAAGCCUACUCCAAACAAUUGGUAGAAAUGCUUCUAGCCGAUCUUAAUGCUCAGGAAAUCUGUGUUUACCUCAAAUUGUGCAAAGAUGACGUCAAAAAAACCGAUCCCUUGAAAUUAACCGGUAUUGACAAAUUCCAUAAGAAACCGGAGUUGAGAGGUGAUAGGAACAAUGUAAGGCAGCCCAUGCUCCCCAAGUACAUGUUGGAGAAGGAAGAUGGCGGUGAUAUUAUGACCAACGAGAUCCCAGACCAUACGGCAAAUGGCCGACCAGUGUCUGGGUCAAAACAAAAAUCUAUUUGCGUUGUUUGUGAAUUUGUGCUCAAGGAAAUCGAUGAUCAGAUCAAAGACAAGCAUAAUGACGAUGAAAUCAAGAAGAUAGUUCUAGGUGUAUGCAAGCACAUGCCAAAAUCUGUACGUUCGGAAUGCAAUCAGUUCGUUGAGAAGUACGCGGAUUUGGUCAUCAGUCUUUUGGCCCAAGAGUUGGAUGCCGAUGAAGUCUGUCGGGAGCUGAAGUUGUGUGACCCCACAUCUAUGGAGACUGCUAAAACUGAAAUACUAGACUGUGCAGUGUGCGAGACCGUUGUGAUGGCCGUGAAGAAAGUCCUUAAUAAUGACAAAGUCGAUCGCAACAUCGUUCAUAUCGUUGAGAAAUCGUGUAACAUGCUGCCCGCUAAAUAUUAUAGCAGGUGCCACACCAUGUUAGAGAUUUACGGUGACAGCAUAAUUCAUCUGAUCGAAGAUUUGGGUUCGAAGAGCAUCUGCCAGAAGAUCGGCCUGUGUAGCCCUUCAGAUGCUGCGUUUGUCAAAAUGUACAAGGGCAAGCAUUAA